Brachypodium distachyon (stiff brome) is the source of this 857-nucleotide messenger RNA. RefSeq lists its product as uncharacterized. The record is from RefSeq and is a predicted model, not a curated record. The transcript is spliced from 2 exons. The coding region runs from base 218 to 526 and encodes 102 amino acids. NCBI's taxonomy places the organism in Eukaryota, Viridiplantae, Streptophyta, Magnoliopsida, Poales, Poaceae.
UCUCGCAAACCAAACUGCCAGCCUAGUUCUGCUAGCUUCACCCUAUAAAAACCAGGCGCUGUCUUUCCAGUCUUGCUUUCUCCUUCCUUCCUUCCUUUCUCCCCUGAACUGUACUCCUGCACAGCUGCUGCACUGCACCGGCCGGUAUUAUACGACCUCAGGUCAAGCCAGUAAAGAUUCAGAGUUCGGUAAUCGGUAGUGCAUUUAUUAGUACAUAAUGCAGCCAGCGAACUGCGUGAGCCUGCUGCUCCUGCUGGCCGUCCUCCUCUUGGCUGCGCUCGGCCCCUUCGCCGCCGCUGCACACAGAUCAGAGUUGGUAAUGGCGGCCGCCGGCGACAGGAUGGAAACAACGGCAGCGGCGGAGAAGGGUUCAGAGGAGAGCGCGACGACGUACAGGAGGAGCCUCCUCGCCGUGCACUUCAGAACAAGAAAGGUUCCUUCGGACCCCAAGAACUGGCUCGACGGCCGCGUGGCCUUCACCGCCGAUUACCACGCCGUCCAGAGGCACCCGUCCAAGCACAACUAGUCAACUAGUCCUUUCGAUGGACGUACCAAGCUGCAUUGGCUGGAUAGCGGGCGUGCUUCGCUUGGUUGCUUGGAAAUACAGUAGCUAUAGUUCUGGUUUUCUUUAACAUUUUCUCGAGAGGAUCCUCUGUUUUCUUUGUCAGUUCUAGGUAGUACCGUCAGCUAUGGCUUUGCUGACAUUUUGUUAGUUACAGUACUUCCUACAUCCUCCUAGUAAUGACAUACUAGUGUCUAGUAGUACUAGUACUACACAUGCUGUUAUAUGUACCGUUUUGUAUGCAUCUGAUUGGUACAGGUAAUCCUCAAAACAAAGCAGUGCCAAAUGCCCUAUA